This is a messenger RNA of Carassius auratus (goldfish), 3606 nucleotides long. RefSeq names its product serine/threonine-protein kinase LATS2-like. Gene Ontology annotation, cellular component: spindle pole; nucleus. The record is from RefSeq and is a predicted model, not a curated record. Gene Ontology annotation, biological process: hippo signaling; peptidyl-serine phosphorylation; G1/S transition of mitotic cell cycle. NCBI's taxonomy places the organism in Eukaryota, Metazoa, Chordata, Actinopteri, Cypriniformes, Cyprinidae. Gene Ontology annotation, molecular function: protein serine/threonine kinase activity; protein binding; ATP binding.
AUGAGGCCUAAGACCUUCCCUGCCGCCCCGUACGUGGGCAACACGCGCCAGCGCCUGCAGGAAAUCAAGGAAGGACUGAAACAACCUGCGAAGCUGGUGAGCCAGGCGCUUCAUGGAGGGAGCUCUCGAGGGGAGGGGGGCAGAGGUGGGGACUCUAAGGGGAAAGACCAAGCUGGAAGGCAACAACAGCUCCGGCAGCCUCAGAAGUUCAACAACUACCAAAAUGCGCUGCGAGAGAUCCGCAAGUCUCUAUUGCCCUUUGCCAAUGAAUCAGGGCCGGGAUCCAGCUCGGGACAUCCUGGUGAAGUCAACAGACAGAUGUUGCAGGAUCUCGUCAAUGCUGGUUGUGAUCAGGAAAUGGCAGUCCGUGCCCUAAAACAGACUGGCAGCCGUAACAUUGAGGCAGCAUUGGAAUACAUUAGCAAAAUGGGUUACCUGGACCCUCACAAUGAACAGAUUGUACGUGUCAUCAAACAAACUUCCCCAGGAAAAACUGGCAUGCCAAAUUUAAUGGACCACAGGGUGGCAAUGGAGGGCACUGGGGAUGGGGCAAUGCCACCUUAUCACCAAAUGGGAGCACCACUGUAUGAGGGAGCUGGUUAUGGGGCUGAGGGUGAGAUGGCUCGUGCAUACAUGGGUGGACCACCUGUCAUGAACUACAUGCCACCGCCUGCCAACAAUUCACAGGGUCCUACCAUGGGAAACCCAAUGGGUCGUCCUGCAAGUAUGGGUGCCUACUCCACAAGCAUGGCUCCCCAAAAUAACCCUGGGAACCCUAUGUACACCCCUGGUCCAGCCCAGCAAAAAGGCUACCCUGGUGGGAUAGAACAGGCCAUGAUGGGCUACAGUGUGCCUGGACCACCCAUGCAAAUCCAGCCUCAGCCCUCGGGAGGUCCUGGCACUCAUUAUGACUACAGGCCUCAUAUGAUAGAAGCCUCUGGCUAUGGGGUAAAACGAAGUGCUUCUUUCCAGAAUAAGAUGACCCCGCUAACAUCCGAAAACUAUGUUAAUAUGCCAGGCAAAGGAGCAAUGGGCCAAAACUCUGGUGGCUACCCUCCUAACUUAUAUCUUCCACCACAUUCGCACCCACGCCAAGCCAGUCCCACCUCACACCAGGUUCACAUGAUGCAGCGCUCACCUGGAGCUAUGGGUGGUGAGUUUUCUGAUGUUCCUCAAGGCCUUCUCACUCCUUCCAGGGCAAGUCUAAACCUCGACCUCUAUGAGCAUCACUGGCCAGGAGCCCAAAGUCCUGAGGGGACUCCUUCAGCUAGGCAGCCACAGGGGCCCUUUAGAGGUGAGGUACGUGUCCCCAGUAGGACCAAUUCUUUCAACACCCACCAGAAGGUGACUGUGAGGCAGGCAUUGCCUCCUGCAGCUAGUGUUGCUGGAAAGCAGGAUGCAUCUUUGGGUCCGCCAAAUACAAUAACUGCAGUGAGCUCUCCACCAAUCCAGCCACCUGUUAAGAGUAUACGGGUCAUGAGGCCUGAGCCGAAGACAGCUGUGGGACCAUGCCAUCCAGGGUGGCUGAGUGCACAAGCCCAGGAUGCACCAGAGUCUCAUGGAUACAUGCCAGAUGAGACUUUUGCCCUGGAGCCCAAUCAAGAACACCGCUGUCCGCCUCCACCCUACCCCAAAACACUGCUCAUGCCUGGAUCUGGACCUGGAACUGAGCCUGUAUCCCUGGAGACUGGAGCCAUGGGUGGAUUUCAAGAUGUCAAUACUACAAGUAGAACAGUCCAGAGUGCCUCAGUAGGAAAGCAAGAGGAACCAGUCUCCAAAGACAAAGUGAAAACUGGCAAAGGAGAGAAGGCAGUGAAGGAUAAGAAGCAGAUUCAAACCUCACCUGUGCCUGUGCGAAAGAACGCCCGUGAUGAAGAGAAGCGGGAGUCUCGCAUUAAGAGUUAUUCUCCCUUCGCCUUUAAGUUCUACAUGGAGCAGCAUGUGGAAAAUGUGAUGAAGACCUAUCAGCAGAAACUCAAUCGCAGGAUGCAGCUGGAGCAAGAGAUGUCCAAGGCUGGCCUUUCAGAGGCAGAGCAGGAACAGAUGAGAAAGAUGCUUUAUCAGAAGGAAUCCAAUUACAACCGACUACGACGUGCCAAGAUGGACAAAUCGAUGUUUGUCAAAAUCAAGACACUCGGCAUCGGGGCCUUUGGUGAGGUGUGUCUUACACGCAAAGUAGACACGGGGGCCCUGUAUGCUAUGAAGACUCUACGAAAGAAAGAUGUUCUGAACCGAAACCAAGUAGCCCAUGUGAAAGCAGAACGAGAUAUCUUGGCAGAGGCUGACAAUGAGUGGGUAGUCAGGUUGUACUACUCAUUUCAGGACAGAGACAGCCUGUACUUCGUCAUGGAUUACAUUCCUGGAGGAGAUAUGAUGAGCUUGCUGAUCCGUAUGGGGGUUUUUCCAGAGCCCUUAGCCAGGUUCUACGUGGCAGAACUAACACUGGCCAUCGAGAGUGUGCAUAAGAUGGGCUUCAUCCACAGGGAUAUCAAGCCAGACAACAUCCUAAUUGACCUGGACGGACACAUCAAGCUGACUGAUUUUGGUCUGUGUACUGGAUUCCGUUGGACUCACAACUCCAAGUAUUACCAAAAAGGGAACCAUAUCCGGCAAGAUAGUAUGGAGCCAAGUGACUUUUGGGAUGAUGUGUCUAACUGCCGUUGUGGUGAUCGGCUGAUGACUUUGGAACAACGGGCAACUCGACAACACCAGCGCUGCCUGGCACACUCUCUGGUGGGCACUCCUAACUACAUUGCCCCUGAAGUGCUUUUGCGCAAAGGAUACACACAGCUGUGUGACUGGUGGAGUGUUGGAGUAAUCCUGUUUGAGAUGCUGGUUGGCCAGCCACCGUUCCUUGCUCCAACCCCAACGGAGACACAGCUUAAGGUGAUAAACUGGGAGAACACCCUGCAGGUGCCUCCACAAGUAAAACUGAGCCCAGAGGCAGUUGACAUUAUUGGUCAACUCUGCUGUUCAGCAGAAGAGCGUCUGGGAGGAAACGGGGCUGGAGAGAUAAAGGCUCACCCAUUCUUUGCUGAGAUGGAUUUCUCCAGCAAUCUUCGUACACAACCUGCUCCAUACAGACCGAAGAUUGCCCACCCCAUGGAUACAUCCAACUUUGACCCUGUGGAAGAAGAGGGGGGUCCAGGAGCCUGGAGUGACAGUGGUGACAGCACCCGCACUUGGGACAUGCUUUGUUCUCCUCACGGCAAACACCCUGAGCAUGCCUUUUAUGAGUUCACCUUCCGAAGGUUUUUUGAUGAUAAUGGCUGUCCAUUCCGUUAUCCCAAGCCCCCGGAAGCAAAGCAAGACCUGUCCAACAGUAGUGUGGCUGGGGGCCUGAAGCCUGAGCUAGAAGAGGAAGAGGUUCAUGAGGAGGAAGAGCAAGGGGAAGGGUGUGAGCCGGUUUAUGUGUGAGAAUGUUGGAUAAGGUGUUCAUGCUGCUCUGCCUUUACCCAUAGAGGACCUCGCCAGUUAACACGCUGCAUCUCCUACACUUCCUUUUAACCCAACUUUUUCUUCAGAGUGUUUUGUACAGGUUAAAUGCAUGGAAGAACAUCAGAAAUGGAGUGCAGAGAGUUCCAUGUGAAACGUGUUUAUUCCUCC